Messenger RNA from Prunus armeniaca (apricot), 471 nucleotides. The record is from the annotation of a GenBank genome assembly. NCBI's taxonomy places the organism in Eukaryota, Viridiplantae, Streptophyta, Magnoliopsida, Rosales, Rosaceae.
AUGGCAAACAUGUUGAAAGUAGCACCUGCUUUGGUUACUGAGCUGGAAAAACGCGUGGGAAUGCAGUUCGAACAGGCUACAUUGGCAGAUCUUCUUAUUCCUUCUUACAAUAAAAAACAAACAGAUAUUUCAAGUCCAAGCCAACAAUCUUUCCCUGGAAAACACUAUGAUGACAUUCAAAGGGGUACAGGCCCCAAUGCUAAGAUGAGGGUAGCUAGGCUUGUCGAUAGUUAUCUCACCGAGGUAUCCAGAGAUAGAAGCCUCACCCUAACAAAGUUUCAGGUGCUGGCAGAAGCUUUGCCUGAUUCUGCAAGGAUCUGUGAUGAUGGACUUUAUAGGGCAAUUGAUUCCUAUCUUAAGAAAUUACCUUUUCUUAUGCAUGAACGUUUUGAAUACCAAUUGAAGGUGGAAAACAAAGAGAAAUUAAUCACUCACAAGAAGUUUGCAUACAAUGGAGGUCCUAUGCAGUAA